Effrenium voratum is the source of this 1236-nucleotide messenger RNA. The record is from the annotation of a GenBank genome assembly. NCBI's taxonomy places the organism in Eukaryota, Dinophyceae, Suessiales, Symbiodiniaceae.
AUGUUGGCGGUCCAGCUGCACGGGCCCUUCCUGCGGUCACUGGUGGAGUGCCCGUCCGUGCCGCAGAGCGGCGUCUUCACGGGCUCCGCCAUGUGCGGGGACGCCAACCUGGUGCUGUCCAUGGCGCAGGCGCGAGAGGGCCGCCUGGUGGCCAUGAAGCUCCUGGUGCAUGCCUUCGCGGGUCCUGUGCUGGCGCUGCUGGCGGACAGCAUCGGGCGGCGGCCUAUGCUGCUGCUGGGGCUGAGUGGUUUCACCUUGGCCUUCAGCCUCUUCGCAGCGGUGGCAGGGCUCCAAGCCAUCCGCGGCUCUCAGAGUGUCAUGGCGUUGUCCUUCGUGAUCGAAGGCUCCACCAGCGCCUUCGACGUGGUCUUUUUGUCAAUCCUGGCGGAUUUGACCCGGACCACCACCGAGAGGGUGACCUGCUUCUCUGCGCUCUAUGGCGUGGGGGCCCUUGGCCAUGCCUUCGCCAUGUGGAUGGCUGGGCGUAUUCUGAAGUGGGAGUUGCAGAACUAUGCCGCCGUGUGGCUGGCUAUGGCAGCCAACAUGGCAUCCAUCAUCGUGCUUGUUCUUUGUUGCAUCCCCGAGUCCUUGCCUACUGUCACAAAGGCUCAGCUGACUGCGUCAAGGCUGAUAUCCAGCACUGCUGUGCAGAUGCGGUUCCUGCUGUCAAGCCGGUUCUUGCAGGUUUGGCUGCUGGCUGUUUUGUUCAAGUCAUUGGCCGCGGGCCUCAGCAGCAUCUACGCUUCUUUCACGUUGGCCGCCUAUGGCUGGAAAGCAGGGGAUUGGCAGGCUCGCACCUGGCCCUUUGAGAUCAUUGCCAUGAGCAGCCUCAGCCUCAUAGGGCCCUUGGCAGGGCGCAAGAGGCCGGAACACGUGAUCUCUUUCACUUCCGUGGUUGGCAUUGCCAUCCACCUCGCUCAGAUCUUAGCACCGUUCUCGCCUUUGGCGCUCGUGAUCCCUCACCUUUUCUCCAGCCUCAUGGCUUUUGCCCGGCCGGUCGCCGCCGCCUAUAUCAGCAGCAUGUUCCCAGCCUCGCAACAGGCCAAGGUGCAGUCCGUGGCCCACCUGGUCCACGACUGCGGCGUGUCCUUCUCAAUGGCCACCUUUGCGGGUCCCUUGCUCUUCCGGCCGCAUGCGCGCGGCUGGGAUGCCACGCGGCCUUUUGUGCUGGCACCUCAGUCAGGGCUCCCUUUAGGACGCCCCAGGUUCGUUCAUGUUGCGCUGAGUUCCUGUUGA